AUGUGCUGUGAGCGGCAAUCUCUGAGCCCAGACAUUCUCAUGGAAACUCCAGAAAGGCACCAGCUAUUCCUUGAGGAUACUCACCUAAGGUCUGUGAUUGAAGAAGAGGCCUUUAAGCUUUUAUCCCAGCACUCCUUGCUGGACAGACUGUCUUCUCCUAGCGAUGGAUUCAGUCACCAGGAACAGAAUAACCAGCAUGUUCUGGGGUUUCCUAGAAAACUUUGGCAAAUAGUGGAAAGCCCUGAAUUCAAAUCGAUUUGGUGGGGCGAAGGAGGAACCUGCAUCGUGAUAGAUGUAGAGCGAUUUCAGACAGAAGUUUUAGAGAUGAAAGGCCAUUUCAGAAUCUUUGAAACGUGCAACAUGAAGAGCUUUGUGCGACAGCUUAACCUUUAUGGAUUCAGGAAGAUGCAGUCAACUUUUCAGAGAUCGGCUUCCCUAUUCCACUUUAUGCCGGAAUGUCAUGAUGUCUUAGGGACAAGCAAGUUGCAUUUCUUCCAUCACCCACAUUUCAAACAAGGCUGUCCUCAGCUCUUACGACACGUUCUAAGAAGAGUGAGCAUUAAGAAGAAAUACCAGCCAUUGGAAUCCUCACCUCAAAAUCAGCCCAAUGAGUCACCUCGAGCACAGGAAGUUUUAGCAAAGAAUAAUGGAAAUGCAAGUGUUGUUCCACGGAACAGCACCAGUCUUGGAAACUAUGCAUGCUUUGGUGCAUCAUCUCGCAGAUGCAGUCCACCUGUAGCUGAGAACGUGGCACGUGAACCUGGAGCAAUACGAGGGGCCUUAUCAGCUCCACCAUCAUCUUCUGCCAUACGAGCAGUCAUCAAGGACACACUCACACUUGCAAUUUCUCCUCAGUUGACACCGAAACCACAAAAGGAUGCCACUCUACACUCAUCCUUACCCAAUGAUGCUGCAGCCAUCAGGAUUCCCCCUCACAUACCGGGAAUUCUGGUCCCAUCAACAAUCAUCUCAUCCCCCAUUCCUGGCAGGCAAUCCACACAUCCCCAUGAGAAUGAUGCCACCGCCAUCUUUUGCUUGCCCUCUUACUCAUUUCCAAAAUGA
This is a messenger RNA of Ochotona princeps (American pika), 1062 nucleotides long. Its product is annotated as heat shock transcription factor, Y-linked-like. The record is from RefSeq and is a predicted model, not a curated record. The transcript has 3 exons. Bases 1 to 1062 code for a protein of 353 amino acids. Lineage: Eukaryota; Metazoa; Chordata; Mammalia; Lagomorpha; Ochotonidae. Gene Ontology annotation, molecular function: sequence-specific DNA binding; DNA-binding transcription factor activity. Gene Ontology annotation, biological process: regulation of DNA-templated transcription.